CCAGGGGGCGCGCGCCGGCUGCCUCCGCGUUCCGAAGGCGAAUGUUGGCACCUUUGAGUCUCCAUGGCAACGCGACGCUUCCCCUUCCGGACAGCAGCGCGCUGAUCCGGGCAGAGAGGGUCGGGGCUGCGGCCGGCCUGAGAGCGGAGGCGGAGAGAAACCCCCGCACCCCCCCCUUCCCCUCCCCCCCGGAGUGCGCCCCGGGAUGCCGCUGAAGGUGGCGGUGGAGCUGCAGAUCCACGCGGUCACUUGCCCUGGUGUGGUCCUGCCAGAAAAACAUGACAUUUAUCUCAGUGUCUGCAUCAUGGACCAAUACAAGGAGACAGAAUGCCUUCCUCCAAUUUUCCCUCUCUUGUUUCAUGAGAAGAUGUGGUUUGAAAAGGUAUUUGAAAGUGCUGUAGACCCUGCUGCUGUAACAGAGAUGCUUGAAAGCAAUAUAAUAACGUUUGGAUUAAUUCAACUAGUAUCUUCAGUGGGGGACAAUCUCGCUUUUUAUGAAGAAAAUACUCGAGAUUUUCUCUUCCCAGAGCCCAAGCUGACUCCUGUGUAUCCUGGUGUGGAGAGAGAGUUACUAAUGAAAACGUCUCCUAGUUUCCCAGGAAUUGCACCAAAAAUAGAGUUUUCUACAAGAACAACCAUUACUGAGCUUCCACUUCAAAAUAGAAAGCAAUUUUAUCAGGGCAGAAACAGAAUGAGGACACAAAGAUCUGCAUCUGUAUUACCCAGGCUAAGGAGCAUUUCACCAGCACGAUGUAAGACAACAAAGAAAAAGGAUAAUAAGAUCUGUAAGAGCCUUACAAGAUUAUUAAGAUCCCGCUCUCCAUCUCCAAAUGCUACAAAGCACCUAUGUCAGCUCUGCAAAGAAAACCAACUGCAGCAGUCAAGGUUAAGCCUGGGGUCUGUUCGGUACAAACUGUAUGCUGAAACCAGGCCGCCAUUUGUUGUUAGACACGUAGACAGUUCUAACCCAUUUGGUGAAAAAACUUCAUCACAGUUACCUUAUCGAAACCCAAAACAAAAUGUGAGCUCGUCAAGGAAUUCGCUUGAAUUUCAAUUGAAACAAGCUUUAUCUUUUGAUAGCUGUGAAGCAUCAAAUGCCUCAGUUAAGGUUAUCAGGGAACCAGAUGAACAGACCACAUCUGAACAUGAUUCAUCAUCUGUUGAAACAGAUGAACUUGUAAAUUACCCUGGCAGUUCUCCUACUCAAGGAGAUUUGACAUUUCACCGCACGGCAUCAUUUGCCACCUCCCCACAUUAUAGAUCACCUAGUCCUGUUCGGAGUCACUCUCCUCUGCAACAAAGGUUAUAUUCCAAUCCUCAUUUCAGUUGGGAAAAGAUCCACAAGAGAGUGCAGAAUCUCCUAACCUCAAACCAGACAAAGCAGAAACUUUCCUUUGGAGCCACUGAUUCUGAAAUUGACGAUGUCCUUGAAAGAAGGUCCAUCUCUUUGAGGAGUUCCCCUCAGGAUGACUCAUUGGAGCAAAGAGAUUACUAAGUAGUUGUCAUCAGAAAGUUUCAGAAAGCUUGUGAAAUGCUUUUGAAGAAUAGGGUGUGCCUGUAUACAAAGGGGGCAGAAGCUCUGAAGCUGCUUUGGAUCUGGCCUCUAAACAAAACAUGAAUAAAUCCUCAGUAUGCUGAAGAAAUUUUGUAGAGCUGAAGCUUAAGGCAACGAACCAACACAAUCUGGAUGUUAUGCUUCAGUGCCUUGGAAACAGACAUUUAAAUGCACCUAACUUAAUUGUACUGUAAGCAUGUAUUUAUCUUUCUAACAGCAUUCCUUGUGGGAUAUUCCUCAGAGAUGUGGAUUAUCUAUUGCUAUAAAAUAAAUUGCUUACAACUAUUAAACAGUCCUUGCUAAGGCUCCAGACCUGCAAAGGGAUUAGUGUAGCGUAAGUGUCCACACACGAGGAGCAUUUUGCAGAGUCAUGGGGUCUAAAAUAUUUUUUUUUCCUUUAAGAGUUGCUCUGGAUUAAAAAUAGAGAGUAAAUGUUGCUUUUGUGGCUUUGUCAGCUACUCUUGUCUUGGAAAAACCAAUGUCUCAGAUCAUGCCUCCAAAUCAAUUCACGGAGUAGACUCUCUAGAUGCAAACUGCCUGCUCUGUGUGGAAACGGGGCACAACUUCCUCCCUGGCACCAUUUCCUCUCCCUCUCCCAUACAGUGGAGCUGGGCAGAGGCUACUGCUGGUGUAGGGGCACAGGUUCUCGGUGCAGAUCACUCUCACCUCCCAAUGAUCCCCAGGGAGCUACCAGAUUUGAGGAGGGCAACACAACCUUGUCAAUAGGUUGGCAAACCCAGGCCGCCAACAACAAGCUGGUGAGAGCAGCAGGGUUCUUCAUGCCAGGAGACUUCCUUUCCCGGCCCCAUCCUUCCUUGUUUAGUGGAGGCAUCACCCUGUUUUCUAAAGCAACAUUACCUACUGAGCAGCCAGCUAAGAGAGAGAGAGAGAAAGCACUGAGCUCCAUAUGCACCUUUCAUUUUAUGCUGCAAGCACUGGUGCUAGAACUAGGGGUGCUGGAUUGAAGCAGUAAGACCGAACACCAGGGUUUCCAUCAUCAGCAAGCCCCCAAAAUAAAAAUUGUUCCAGCACCCCUGGCUGGAAGGCAGCUGACAGUUUAAAGUAAAGGGUGCACUUCUAGUGCAAACUAUCCUCAAAUGACUUUAUAGACAGGGGACCUUUUCUCAGAUCUUAUUUUUAUACCAUUCUCUGUCUGGGUAUAGCAGAGACUGGUUUGUUGUAGAUAAUUAAAACCUAAUAAAGUGGGGUCCAAUCAAAUCAUACGUUUUCAUUUUACCUUCAAGGAAUGACAUACCCGCUUAGUACUGUUGCCAUAUAAAGACCCAGUUUGCGAAAGAUUUCCCAGUCCUCAACUUCUAUUAUCUUCCCAGCAAUCAAGAACAAAAUGCCAAGUGGCAUAUACCUAGGGUGCACAAACAGCUUAAUUAAAAAUGCAUCCUUUUGCAAAGCUGAUGUUGCUACACAGAUCUGGCACAAUAUUUUCUUUCUGCAAGAAGAAAGAUUUAUUUUCAUCACUGUAAAAAUAAAGGAGAAUUUGGGGUAGGAUUCUGCAAUACAGCUGAAUUUACUCACUUUCAAAGGUACUACAUUAGAAGUGAUUUUUAAUAUUAAAACAUUAGUGUUUGCAUGUUUAGAUGUCAGAGUAAAUAUAGCAGUAACCAGAGUCUACAUGUAAUGAGUAAAGACAUAUUAACAGAGGUUGGAGAGAUGGGUGAAGGAUUACAAACUAUGCCCCAAUCCUGCAGAAUCUUAUGAAUGUGCAUAACUUUACUCACAUAUGUAAGAGUUUGCAUGAUUGGGGCCUAUAACCUUAUCCUUCAAAGAAAGUUCCCUUCUUCUCACAUGGAUUGCAGUGCAGAAUCAGGGGGCUAUAUCUUUAUAUAAGAAUAUACGUUUUAAUAUAUCAGGACAAUGCAUUUGUCUUCGCAUUGUGUCAUAGAGAACAGAGCUACCAUUUAAUUAAGGCAAAAGUUAUUGCUUUACAGCCAGAUUAUGUCUGGCUCUGUUCACCUGUGAUCUCACAUGCAUACAGCCCGAUCCUAUAAACUCUUAUUAGGGUGUAUAGUGCACACUGCCAGGACUGGCGGUCCUUUUUCAGGUCACAGUAGUAAACACCACACUCUAAUUAUCAAGUGUUUUCAGGGUCAAACCUUAUAAAGGCCUGGGUGAAAACUGGCCCUGAUCCUGCAAUCUGAUUUCCACAAAGUCCUAUUACAGAUAAUGGAGUACUGAACAGCUGUGUGGUCAGGCUGCAGGAUUUUAUUCCAAUUUCAAGAUCAAGACCUGUGUUUGUAAUCUGGUUUCACUGUCCAAAGUAUAUGUAGUAUAAUCUCACAAAACCUAACAAUAUUGGGUUAAUGAUGCUGAAGUUUUAAAUUACAUUACCACUUUGUAUUUGUUAAUACCGAAUAAAUGAGGGUUCAAA
Messenger RNA from Dermochelys coriacea (leatherback sea turtle), 3941 nucleotides. RefSeq names its product spermatogenesis associated 6 like (gene SPATA6L). Gene Ontology annotation, biological process: spermatogenesis. NCBI's taxonomy places the organism in Eukaryota, Metazoa, Chordata, Testudines, Dermochelyidae. The coding region runs from base 206 to 1495 and encodes 429 amino acids. Gene Ontology annotation, molecular function: myosin light chain binding. The record is from RefSeq and is a predicted model, not a curated record. The transcript is spliced from 13 exons.